Lampris incognitus (smalleye Pacific opah) is the source of this 882-nucleotide messenger RNA. RefSeq names its product SIX homeobox 3b (gene six3b). NCBI's taxonomy places the organism in Eukaryota, Metazoa, Chordata, Actinopteri, Lampriformes, Lampridae. Gene Ontology annotation, biological process: eye development; regulation of transcription by RNA polymerase II. The transcript is spliced from 2 exons. The record is from RefSeq and is a predicted model, not a curated record. Gene Ontology annotation, cellular component: nucleus; transcription regulator complex. The coding region runs from base 1 to 882 and encodes 293 amino acids. Gene Ontology annotation, molecular function: RNA polymerase II cis-regulatory region sequence-specific DNA binding; DNA-binding transcription factor activity, RNA polymerase II-specific.
AUGGUGUUCAGGUCGCCCGUCGAGCUUUUCUCCACCCCUUGUCUCCUCCUGCCACCGCCGCCGCCGCCCCAUCACUUCGCGGACGGGGCCGCACUCCCGCCCCAUUCCCGAGGGGAACUGGGGGAGGAGGAGAUGGAGACCACCAUCCCGGGAUCCCCCGGCGGGCCAUGGGGGGCUCUUCCGGGUCUGUGCUUCACGGCGGCGCAGGUGGCCAGCGUGUGCGAUGCCCUAGAAGAGACGGGGGACGUCGCGCGGCUGGCCCGCUUCCUCUGGUCGCUUCCGAUGGGGGCAGGCACUCGCGGCGACCUCAUCGCCGAGCAGGAGUCGGUGCGGCGGGCUCGCGCCGUGGUCGCCUACCACAGCGGCCGGUACCGCGAGCUCUACCGCAUCCUGGAGACGCACCGGUUCGCGCGCGCCUCGCAUGGCAAGCUGCAGGCCAUGUGGCUCGAGGCGCACUACCGCGAGGCGGAGCGGCUGCGAGGGCGGCCGCUGGGGCCCGUGGACAAGUACCGCGUGCGAAAGAGGUUCCCGAUGCCGCGCACCAUCUGGGACGGGGAGCGGAGGACGCACUGCUUCAGGGAGCGGACCCGCGGUCUGCUCAGGGAGUGUUACCUGCAGGACCCCUACCCGAACCCUGGGAAGAAGCGGGAGCUGGCACACGCCACUGGGCUGACGCCGACCCAGGUGGGCAACUGGUUCAAAAACCGGCGACAGAGGGACCGGGCGGCGGCAGCCAAAAACCGAUUGCAGCCCCACGGGCUGGGUCCCGGCGGCACGCGGGCCCUUAGCGGAGCUGAAUGCAGCCCAGACAGCACGGCGGAGCCGGUGGACACGGAGACACUUCUCUUGGUGACCGACAGCGACUCUGACUUUGACGUCUGA